This is a messenger RNA of Seriola dumerili (greater amberjack), 1307 nucleotides long. RefSeq names its product mitochondrial ribosome associated GTPase 1 (gene mtg1). The coding region runs from base 134 to 1093 and encodes 319 amino acids. Gene Ontology annotation, cellular component: mitochondrion. NCBI's taxonomy places the organism in Eukaryota, Metazoa, Chordata, Actinopteri, Carangiformes, Carangidae. Gene Ontology annotation, molecular function: GTP binding; GTPase activity. The record is from RefSeq and is a predicted model, not a curated record. The transcript is spliced from 11 exons.
UAGAUUCGAGUCGGCAUGUAAACAGUGUAGCACACGAGCAUGUCUAGUGCAGCAAGAGGGUUUGUAGCUAAUAGGUCAACAUAAGCCUUUCAUUAACACACAUGAAAGCCCGGUGUGGUCAUAUUUAGUGGCCAUGAAACUGUACCAGGCACUCCGUAAUGUCGACAAGUUCAGAACCGUUUUCGACUUCGGUGGACGGGACGUGGCUCAUUGGUUCCCCGGACACAUGGCUAAAGGACUGAAGCAGAUGAGAGCCAGCCUCAGGAGUGUGGACUGCAUUAUAGAAAUCCACGAUGCCAGAAUCCCCUUCUCUGGAAGAAACCCUGUGUUUCAGGAGACUCUAGAUGUCCGACCACAUGUGCUAAUUCUCAACAAGAUGGACCUUGCUGAUCUGUCCAGCAAGCAGAGAAUCCUGAAGAAGCUAGAAAAAGAUGGGGUGAGGAAUGUUCUCUUCACAGACUGUUUAAAGCAGAGACACGACAACAUCAAAAAGUUGGUGCCAAUGGUGAUGGAAAUUAUUGGAAGCACACCACGUUUUAAUAGAGAUGAGAAUACAAAUUAUUGCCUGAUGGUGAUUGGAGUGCCCAAUGUGGGGAAGUCAUCUCUUAUUAACUCUUUAAGAAGAACAAACUUGCAGAAAGGUCGUGCAUCUCGAGUAGGCGGGGAGCCAGGUAUAACUAAAGCCGUCCUGACUAAAAUUCAGGUGUGUGAGCGACCCAUAAUGCACCUGUUGGACACACCAGGAGUUUUGCCUCCUAAGAUUGAGAGUGUCGAAACAGGCAUGAAGCUGGCUUUAUGUGGAAGUAUACUGGACCAUUUGGUUGGUGAAGACAUUAUUGCUGACUACUUACUCUAUUCUCUGAACAGGCUGGGAAAGUUCAGUUAUGUGGAGAAAUACGACCUUCAAGAGCCCAGUGAUGACAUCCAGUAUCUCCUCAAACGCAUUGCUGUCAAACUUGGAAAGACCCAGCGGGUCAAAGCCAUUACAGGAGUGGGAAACAUUACCGUCACUCUCCCAAACUACACAGCAGCAGCGUACGAUUUCAUAAGAGCCUUCAGGAAAGGAGAGCUGGGACGAGUAAUGCUGGACUGACCUGAGCUGUUUUACAAGGUAACGGGAGACUGUUGCUGGAUUUUGCCAGUUUGUCUUGAGUCUGGAAGGAUUUCUAUUCAACCACAAAGGUUGUCAUCAAGGAAAUAUAGUCCAGCUCCGCCCUCGUGUCUCAGACAUCUUGGGGACAUGAUGUAGUCUGUUUUUGUUUGUAAAAAGUCACAGUAUCCUUUGUAAAUAAAAGAAUUUAAUUUGA